AUGCGUGCCACUCAGCAAUUAGACGCCAUUGGCUCCAGAACCAACGAGCUCCUUAAUAAACCCCUUGACCCCAGGGCUGCCGAAGCAGAAAACAUGAGAUACUCUGUCUUCGAUCUUAAUACCUACCUCACUGCCAAUGACACCAAAUUCUCAUCCUGGAUCGAACUCUACGGACCAGAGACGCUGCCACAAGAUAACUAUACCCAUCCCACCAAAUGGGACUUCAGCAACAUUGAAAUGACUUUGGCCAGCGGCCCUUUUAUAGUUUCUGGCUAUGGAAAUCGUACUGAAAUCCCUCCAUCUCCUUUUUCAAUGAGGGAUAUAGUCAUCGUCACCGAUGGUUCUUGUGCAUCUACCUGCUCCAUCUUUACUGACCUUAUGAGACGUCAUGGCUCGAAGUUUAUUGCCGUUGGUGGUCGGCCUCAACGUGGCCCAAUGCAGGCUGUGGGGGGUGUCAAGGGUGCCCAGGUCCUCACAUUCAGAUACCUCUAUUACGUUGUGUGGUUUCUCUACGAGAAGCUAUCUACACCCGAAGAGCAGGCUUUACUGGAAAAGACUCGAGUUGGCGAGAUGUACCAGAAGGGGUUAUUUACUUUGGGCCGACUGGGAUCAAGGGGAAGGAACUCUGCUGUCAACUUUCGCAAUGCCAUCUGGAACGAAGAUAAGGCCCGUACCCCUCGACAAUUUGUGUACGAGCCUGCUGAAUGUAAAACGUUCUUUACCCCGGACGCUCUCUAUGACCCCUUAGCUUGGUGGACACGUCUUGCCAAAUCCUGGUGGGGAUUAAAGGACAUAUGUGUCUAG
Molecule: messenger RNA, 804 nt
Organism: Trichophyton rubrum CBS 118892
Lineage: Eukaryota; Fungi; Ascomycota; Eurotiomycetes; Onygenales; Arthrodermataceae
Exons: 1
Coding region: 1-804 (267 amino acids)
Source: RefSeq, a predicted model, not a curated record